Molecule: messenger RNA, 4771 nt
Organism: Nylanderia fulva
Lineage: Eukaryota; Metazoa; Arthropoda; Insecta; Hymenoptera; Formicidae
Product: lysosome-associated membrane glycoprotein 5
Biological process (GO): establishment of protein localization to organelle
Cellular component (GO): lysosomal membrane; late endosome membrane; plasma membrane
Source: RefSeq, a predicted model, not a curated record
ACCACGUUGUACAGAACGGCAAGAGCGUAGUAGCGCAUGCUGAUAGCCGCCCUAUCGAUCCAUCCGCACCCGAGCUUUCUCUCGCUUCUCCUCACAAGCCUCGUGAACGUCGUUACCGAACCACCGUCCCGGCACCGUUGUAUAAUAACUCGGGGUGUGAUUUUCUUUCCGUGCGAUAACAAUAUCCGUGUCCUUUCUUUCCCGUUCUCGCCAUCUCGAUCGUGCAUCCUGUGGAACGGCCAUCAGGAGCAAGGAGUACUAGGAGACGAGCAAGCAACGGCAACGUUAUGGCACGUCACGAACAUUGCAGGGCGAUUUUCCUACUGUGGUGCAUCUCGAGCACAGCGUUCAGCAUUACUCUUCCUACACCAACGCGACAAGACUUAUACACCACACGUAGAACACCAAAGGUCCGCGUAGAUUUGCCUACCCAGAGAACGAGAUUACCCUUGGUUAUAGUUAAUUCCGAAAUCAAAACAACCACGAGUGCGCCCGCAACCACAACAACUACACAAUCACACAGAUCAGUUUCAACGGAUAAACCCUUAUAUCGAUUGGACAGAAGCAACGGACAAGCUUGUAUCCUUCUUCAAGUAGAUGCGAUUGUUGCCGUCAAAUAUCGCACAAAAUACGGCGAGGAUCAAGAAGUGGAUAUCUAUGUACCUGAUGAUGCGACCGUGACCGGAAAUUGUGACAAUGAAAAUACGGUGACAAUGUCAUUGAAGUGGAAUGCCUUCGUAUUAUCUUGGAGUUUCGCCAAGACACCUGGUGGCGAACGUUGGUAUGUCGAGAAAAUUGAAUUGACCUACAAUUCUAGCGACAAACACUUUGAACACGUUGAUGAACCAAAUAAAACUAUUCGAGUGAGUACCGGACAGAAACACAGUGCCAUGCUAUUCCCUACACCGGUUGGAAAAUCGUACGCUUGUUCCGAGGAAAAAGUAAUUCCGCUCACCGACGGAAAGAAAAAUCAAGCCAGUGUACUUCUGAGAGAUAUGAAGCUGCAACCCUUCAAGUUCAAGAACAACGAGUUCGCCUCCGAAUUCUCAUGCGCCUCGUUGAGCGCGCGCGCAGGUAGGGAUGAAACCGCGCCGGUUGCAGUCGGCUCGACGCUGGCGGCCGCGGUCCUCCUGACGAUCACUGGCUACGCGGCCUACCGAUACUUCAAGGUGAAGAAGGUCAAAUAUGACACGAUGGAGUAAGAAGGGCGAAUCGAUUCCCCACUGUCACUGACGAUGCCAAAGCGUGCGCGUAUCGCCAAAAUUACGACUCGUAGUUUUUAUUCCUUCCCGCCCACGUUAAUCAUUGUUUUGGAAAAAGGCUCGUUUGCAUUCUUCGUCGAGCAUUUUUGUUUAAUUGACUGGAAGUUGUAUCAAUCGGACUUGUAAUUAUCGAGUAACGAUUUACAGAAUUAAAUCCUCUUAUAGAAAAUUAAACGUGUCAAUUGAAGAGUCAAAUUGGAGGCAGGCAAUGUUACAUUGAAGCAGGCUUCAUCUUUCGUGAGACGAAAUAUCAGAGAGAAAAAAUUCGAAAGAUCUUUUAACGUGAUGGAUAUUUUUAAAGGUUUUGCAGAAGGUAUAUGAGUAGAUGUAUUUGAAUUUUUUUAUUAUUUAAAGAAAGAUAAUCUCGUUAUGUUAUGAACCUAUAAUAUUAAUAAUUAUUAUUAAUUAUUAAUAUUAUAAUUCAAUUAUUUUUUGAAAAAGUUAAUCUCUUAAAAGUUUUUAUCGUCAUUUGCUUCGAGCUUAUAAAAAUUGGACUACAUUUAUUUUUACAUCGGUUUGGAAAAGACUUUUUGUUCUUUUAUAUGAAAUGUUUGUUUAUAAAAUUAGACAAUAUUGUCAAUUUUUGUUUACGAUUAGAGCAAUUUCAGAUCACGUUUUAAUGCAUCCUUAUAUAUAGAAAAUAGAUAUCGUCGAUUUAUGCCAUAAGUAUUAAUAUAAAAGUGUCGAAACAAAUGAUGCAAUGGAUGAAUUUCAUGAUUAGUGUAUACGCGACAUUUAUCAAUCGCGUAGAUCGAAUGUCAAUCGAUUCGUUCAGAAUUUAACUGAAAAACGACAUUCGUAAUCGCAAACUCGGAUGGUUGUAUCAAUAGGCUUUUAAAUUUGUAGAUCUUGCCGUUGUAUGAGCAUUGAAUGAGGAACAUUCCAAAAUCUUGUCACUCGUGCAUUUUCUCGUCACAAAAAUUACAUUGAUGAUGGGAUCUUUAGGGAAUUUGCAUAAUUUUCUAGAGAAUUACAGAGAAGAAAAAACACAGCUAUACUUUAAUGUUCCGCGGAAUACAUGCGUCAUUCAAACAGUUGAAAUAAUUAAAUUGGUUCCCUCGGCGUAAAAAAACUCGCGAUAUAACAUAUCUUUAUCCAUUUGAAUAUUAUUAUUAUAGAUAAAAAUAUAAUAGUAGUAUAAUAACAAUUUUGAUUAUAAUCCGAGAUUCAAGAUUCCAUAAACGAGGUUCUUUAAUACCUCAAAGAUGUAAGAGGGUCCUUCUUGGCAGCUAAUGAUGUUAAAUAGGUAUCUAGAUUAAUUAACGAGAGUGUAUUAAAAGUCUUAAUACAUUUCAAUGUGACGCCUUAAAUUAUCUUGUACAUAGCAAUCGUCUAUAAUUUACUGAUAGAUUAUUUCCAAUUUUUUACAUCGAUUGUACUCAAUUUUACCAUGCUUUACUCUUUGCAAUGUAUAGCUUUGUAAGUUUCUCGAUUUGCGAAAUUUAAGAAAUACUUACCUGUAAAUAUAAAGUUAAAUUAGUUCGUCCCACAACAUAUAUAUAUAUAUAUAUAUAUAUAUAUAUAUAUCUGUUAUUAUUUAUGUCUUGGGUGGAAAUGUGAAUUGUGAUCCAGACAUUUAGAAUUUGCAUCAGAAUUGAUCUCAAACAUUAUUCUCGCUCGAUAUUAUGUAGUACAAGAUGAGAAAUUGUAGAAGAGUCUAUAUCCUUCGCGAGGUUGUUUCUCAAAUCUUCUUCGAAAUAUUUAUAUGAAUAUGUCAAUUUUCGAGGACUAACAGAGUAGUGAUAAACUUCAUAUCGGGAGUGGCGUUACACAAAUACACGCCACGAUAGGAUAAUUCUUUCAUCCGGCUUAUAAUUCUUUGUGUAUGUGUGUGUGUGCGUAUGUAUGUGUGUGCUAUGCAAUAUACUAUGUAAAUAUACAUAGGCGAGGUGAAGCCGCAUUACGCGUAUUAUGCGUGAAGCAUUUAGAUUACAAAUACACAGAAUUUAAUUUAGAAAAAUUCACGUCAACAUUGAUUACACUUCAUUUUCUUUUGCAGAAGUUUCCUCGUGUUCCUUUCUUUUACAUUCUACUCUGUAUUUUCGUUGGAUGCAUCUAAAAAUUUUGCUAUAAAAGUGCUGGUUUUAGGAAUGGUACCUUGACAUGUAAAAUUCAAAGUUGUAAAUUUAUAUUUAAACUUUUGCCCACAGAAAAUUACGAUACGCAUAGUUAUUAAUGGUAUUGUUUCAUCAGUUAUGAUAUACGGUGGAUAAAACACGAGUUUGCAUUUUGAAGUGAUUACGGAAAAGGUCAUUUAUUUAUAUAUCGAAAAUAGCUAGUCGCUGGCGAUGGCGCGUGAUGAAUAAUAUAAUUACUAGCGAGAAAGUUAUGACGUACCUAACUGUGUAAGAUGUAUACGUCCACGCGUGCAUACAUUAGGAAUAUAUACAUAUCUACGCGUGUACAUAUACGUUAUAUAGACAUAUAAAUAUAUGACUAUAUGAAGAGAAACUUACGUUAUCAAGAUAUACGCAUAAUAUAAAAAAAAAUAUAUAUAUAUAUACAUAUAUAUAUAUAUAUUCUCUAAUAUAUAUAUAUAUAUAAACCUCUGUCUUCCAAAUGCAUAUUAAAGUUAUUUCGUGUGUAAAUAUAUAUAUUACGAAUAUCGUAUAAUAAUGUAUUUCCACAGAUUUGUCAAUCGUCGACUCGUAAAUGUGGCCGGUAGCGAGUAUCGUGACGAUUCACAAGAUCUUGAUUUAUAGAAUUCGAAGGAUCUGAAAUAAUUAACUCUAUUUCGAUUUAAAAAAAAAAAAGAGAAAGAAAGGAAAGACGCGCGUGAGAUUUGAGAACCAGAUAAAUCUAUUUUUUCGAAGGUACAUUAUUGCAUAAAAACUUAUCACACUUAUAGUUCAAUUAGUUAUAUCUUUCGAAAUUUCUGCUAGCUAUUAUGAUCCAAUUGAAUUGAUUUGAAUCGGCAAGAUCGGAUGAACGCAUCACGUACGCUCGCGUAUGUCGUGAUACUGACACGAGAAAGGUCUAGCUGUAAUUACAUGGAAUUGUAUUUUUGUGCUAAAAUCAAUCUUAUCUUAGAUAUUAAAGGAAUAGUAAAAAACGAAUUGAGAAAAUUAAUGGUGCGCGAUUCCGCUUGCGUCUCGGUGGAUUAAUGGGUGGAAUAUAUUUAAUAGAUCUCUCUCGACUUGAUUUUACGCGACUUUGCGUUUUCCUUUGUAAAAUUGUGUAAGAAACAACGGUGAGGCACGAUGAGGCAGAUUGUUGAAUCGCGACGUCUUCGAUAAUGAAAUGACGUCAAAUUAUGAAUCAUAUCGCUUGACCUAUAACCGCAAGGCGUUAAGUCUUGUAACAAUUAUUAUAAUAAUCUUAAUACUUAUUAAGUAAUAUAAUUAUUAUAAUAAUUAUUAUAAUAAUUAAUGUAAUGAUUAUUAUAAUAAUGCGUUACAAUUGCGAAGACCGCCAGAAUGGAAAGGUGGAUUCCAAUUUCACGUGGCGCAUAGCGACAUAUAUCUAAUUAAAAUUGUAUCAUAACGAUAAAAUAAAGGCUGUUAUACAAA